Molecule: messenger RNA, 805 nt
Organism: Orycteropus afer afer
Lineage: Eukaryota; Metazoa; Chordata; Mammalia; Tubulidentata; Orycteropodidae
Gene: GUCD1
Product: guanylyl cyclase domain containing 1
Source: RefSeq, a predicted model, not a curated record
AGCAGCCGCGCUCCCUCCCCAGCCGGAGCCGCAGCCUGCGCCGCGCCGGGGCCAUGGGCGCGCUGCGCCGCCUGGGUCAUGAGGACGGAGGCGGAGGCAGCGGGGCCGCCGCUCGAGCCGGGGGACUUUGUGCAGUUGCCCGUGCCCAUCAUCCAGCAGUUACACCACUGGGAUUGUGGCCUGGCCUGCUCCAAGAUGGUGCUUCGGUACCUGGGGCAGCUGGACGAAGGGGAGUUUGAUAGUGCCCUGCAGGCGCUGCAGCUGACCCGCAGUAUCUGGACCAUUGACCUGGCCUACCUGAUGGGGCACUUCGGCGUGAGGCACCGCUUCUGCACCCAGACCUUGGGCGUCGAUAAGGGCUAUAAGAACCAGGCCUUCUAUAGGAGACAUUUUGAUACAGAGGAGACCCGCGUGAACCAGCUGUUCGCACAGGCCAAGGCCUGCAAGGUGCUGGUGGAGAAAUGCACCGUGAGCGUGCAGGACAUCCAGGCACACCUGGCGCAGGGCCACGUGGCCAUCGUGCUGGUGAACUCCGGCGUGCUGCACUGUGACCUGUGCUCCAGCCCUGUCAAGUACUGCUGCUUCACCCCUCGCGGGCACCGCUGCUUCUGCCGCAGCCCGGACUACCAGGGGCACUUCAUCGUACUGCGAGGCUACAGUCGCGCAGCCGGCUCCAUCUUCUACAACAACCCCGCCUACGCCGACCGUAUGUGCAGCACCAGCAUUGGCAACUUCGAGGAGGCCAGGACGAGCUACGGCACGGAUGAGGACAUUCUCUUUGUCUACCUGGACAGCUGACAGUGGG